AUGCUAAUCUUUAGUUUAAAGCUCAUCUGGCUCUUUGAUUCUAAAUACAUAAUUAUCUUUGCUUGGUUAAUGGAUUUAAUCACAUUCAUUGUUAUAUUACUCGACAAAAACAUAUCCAAAGCAAUCUCUGGCAUCCAUUUUCUUGAAAAAGUUUUAAGUGUUUCAUUUAAAGUACUAUUUUUGCAUCUCCAAUUUUAUAAGAUCACAAUAAUAAUACAUUUUGAAAUUAAGGAGAUCAAUUUGUAUUAUAUUCCAGCUCUUUAAAUAAUUGUGACGAUCGGAAUAUUAUUUCAUUAAGUUAUACAAUAGGAGAGAAACAAAAGAAAGAACCUUAUCAUUGCUUAUUCCUAUUCAAUUCUUUAUAUCCUAUAAUUGUUAUUGUUAUCUUUGAAGUGGAAUAAGUAUUUUGUUUAUUCAUAUUAUCAAACCUUCAUCAUUACGUGGACAGCAUUGGGAAUCAACACAUUUUUGAUGGUCUUGUUGCUUAUCGCUUUUGUUGAAAAGUGUUUUCAAAAGGAUAUUCCUGAAAUUGAUGGUAUUAUGUUCAAAUAUCAAGGAUCUAUCAUUUUAUGGUUACUUUAUUAUAUUUUUGGAUUAACAAUUAUUCCAUUCUUCUUAUUAAAAGAGAUAUGCUAAUUUUAUGAAAGGGAUACUAUCUAAAUUAAUAUUAGAAUAGCUGGUAUUACUGUCUUGAUUUCUAUCAUUCUCUACCUUAUCUCAUUUAGUUACUAUACUAAUAAAAUCAGAAAGCAAUUGAUGUAUUUAAAAUUUCAUUAUCAAAAUAGAAUUGUUUUAAAAUUGGAAAAUAGGUAAACUCAAGUACCAAUUCCUCAAUCUCCCUAAAUAGAACCUCCAAAGAAGAAAUGGUCUAAACUCAAAAUUCCUGUUAUGUUCAUUCGAAUUUCUGCUUCAUAUUAUAAAUUAGUAUCAAAGAAAAAGAUUAAUGAAAUGAAUAAUAGAAAUAUAAGUUCAAUUCCAAUCUGUAGUGAUGUUUUACGACCUGAUUCUCUUAACUUUAGAUAAUCUCCAUGCUUAACUAUGAUGAAAUAGAUGAAAUCAAUACCAAGAGAUUAAGAUUCUUGCGAUAUUUGCUUAAUUUGCUUUGAAAAUGAACCAGAUAUUAUCUUAAGUCCAUGCAACCACGGAGGUAUUUGUACAUCUUGCUCUGAAAAUCUUAAGAAAACUACAAAACAAUGUUUCUUAUGCAGAACUGAUAUAAAGUACACUCUUAAAUUAAAUCAAAAAAUAGGAGAAAUUUUAGAAGUAACAGAUGUAUAAAAAGUUUGA
Paramecium tetraurelia is the source of this 1287-nucleotide messenger RNA. RefSeq lists its product as uncharacterized. The transcript has 2 exons. Lineage: Eukaryota; Ciliophora; Oligohymenophorea; Peniculida; Parameciidae. The record is from RefSeq and is a predicted model, not a curated record.